CGUUUCAAAUCGAUGAUCGUUUUCACGAUGGACGGCGAACGUGCCGUGGACUUGAUGUUCGUGCGAAAUGACAAUGUUUCGUGCUGACAAUGUUACAUAUUUGAGGAUUUCUGUGCAUUAAUACAUAUAAUCGUGAUUCUCGGUCGCUUCGUGUGAGAAAUAGAGAAUAAAGAUUGUGUAAAACCAACGAAUUGUUGAUGGUGCUAGUGUGAAGUCUGUGCUGUGUACGACGAUAGUCUUCUCGUGUGCUAUCGUGCCGCUGUCAACGAGAGUCUAAAUAACUAGGCUCUAGGUUAAUUCUAUGGAAAAAUUUAACGAUUUGAAUAAAAAACACAAGCUAAAUUUUAUAUCUGAGGAGCAAGAAGAUCCAUUAUCUGUCUGAAGGAAACAGAGUGGCUCGAGGUACGCCCCUUUUACAGGUGCCAAUAACAUUUUUCCAACACCCAUAUCGAGAGAAUCGACUAGCGAAGAUAGCUCUCGCAAGAAACCUGAAUUGGAAGAGUUUCUGUUCUGAAAUUCGUCAAAGAAAUAUUUUUCAGUGUCUUUGGAUUCGCUAGCUGUACUUCAUUUUUCCACUGUUUCGCGCAAAAUCGAUAGGAGAAGCUCGCACAUUGUCCGCGGUCUGUGGAACGCGGGAGGAGUGUUGCCGACAAAAAUAGCAAGUGUCCUCGGUGGACACAGCAGACAGUGUCCUUAGCUGUUGCUGUUCGUCCUUUUAUUGUGAGCCGGCAUUAUUUCGUAGUGACUUUUUAACAACGCUACGUACGGCGCUGCUUGUCGACGGAACGUUACACACUUUCAAAACAUCGUGUCUUUUUUCGCAGACCCGUGUCCGGCACGAGCCAUAACAUACCCUGUGAUCAUUCAAAUUUCUCCGUUACGUGUGUGUGUUGUUGGAGAUUUUGAAUCAACGAUUUACACGCACGUCAAUGUGUCGAGCGAUCUAAACAGCAGACGCAAUGUCGUACCAACGUAAAUAAUUCAGUUUGGCGAAGCACGGUUGUCGGAACGCACACUCUAACCUUACUUGGAACAAAAUUCAGCGAUCUUCGUGCACCUAACCUUUGCGUUUUUCAUUUCUGCCAUUCGCAUUAUUUAAAAUAAGUUUACACGCGUUCCCGAUGAUACUUCAAUCAAAGAAAAACGUGAAUGUAUGAAGAACAGGAGGAUUCUUUCAAAGCAUCGUUUCGCCGGCUAUGACGAGAACAAGGACUUGUUUGCAUGGAUUGUCGCUGCAGCCGUUGCUGAUGCUGUGAUUUCGUUGAAUGUGGAGUGCGAUUUCGCGUCUCUUCGUCAAGGGCAAAACAGAGGAACCUGCCCCGAGGACGGAGGAUUGGACGUGUGACGACGUACCCGAUACGGUCGUCCAUGUUUUUGACGCAAUGGAUCGUAACGCGGGUGACGAUCGACGUAAGGGUCCUGCCGGCGAGCAACAGCACGGCGGAACCGAAUCUGAACACUUCUCUGACGCUUACGAUUCCCGUCAGGCCAAACAACGUGCCUCCGUAAAAUGGCUCCUGUCGAAGGCGUACAACAACCGAGUGCCAGAAAACCUUCGUGAGCCGUAUUAUGUUGACCACGAGGAUCAAGAACACCUGAAGCCGCAGAUCGUCCACGCACUUUCCAAUGCAGAGCUCUACUGUUUGGCAUUGGCAAAUAUCUAUUCAGAUCCAAAUUAUCAUAAUCAGAAUCAUUGCGGUAUUCUGCAAGCUCUUGCCAGAAAGGGUGUUUACCUUGCGGAGCCAAACAAUACUCAACUCACCGAAACGAUCCUCAUUCAAAAUUCACCACUCAAAAUGUCCGCGCAUAUGGCUGUGAUAGAGGGCCUGAUGGUCCUGUACGCGAAGGAAGUAGUGACAGGAGAUCGAGUGGUGUCGGCGAUUCGACGGUUCGAUCCCCAGGCCGAUGUGGACGUUCCAACGGACCACGAGAAGGGUCUUCUCCUUUGGAUAAGCCACGCGUCGCACGCGUUGAUCGCGAAAAUUCAAACGGAGGAGGGUGCCGGUGACAAAACCCGACUGCCAGAGUUGCCAGCUGCCAAGGACUUCCAAUCGUUGUGCGACGGUGUAGGCCUAGCCGCCGUCGUCGCCUUUUAUUGUCCCGGCGAAUUGAAUUGGAUGGAGAUCCGAGUGUCGAAGAGACCAUCGAUCGCGGACGCGUUGCACAAUUUAUCCUUGGUCCACGCGUUUUGUAACAGAUGUCUACCGUAUUCCAUUUUUCAUAUGCAACCCGAAGACGUGACGUAUAUGAGGGGGUCAAUGAAGCAAAACUUAGUCGUUUUCCUGGCGGACAUGUACAACGUUCUGGAGAUACAUCCCGCGAAAUGCGUUCGUUAUCCGGGCGAGGAGAGGGCGAUGCAGUUCUUAGAUGCCUGCCCGCGCAAUAGUCAUGGCGUAGCUCAUAAAAGAAGUCUACCACAGUCUAUAGCUCCGAUACCUGAUCUGAGAAGCAACCUCUCCGUAUCCGCGCCAGGCUUCACAGUUGCGAAAGCACCCUCGUCCUCCUCUGUCAAGAAGUCGCAAUCGUUGCAACAAACUGCCGAGAAUUAUUCUCACGAUGACAGACGAGCGGGAAGCGAAGAAAGUUUCGUAGUCCAUCGGGGUAAAGGCAUUCCUACGUUAAGCUCCGUAGCUGAUGAGAAAUCUGUAACUAGAGCAGACGCCGCUGGUCGGCCGAGCAACUGGGAAGAUCAGAGGAGAAGCUCUUAUGCUGGCCGUCGAUCCAGACGUAACAGCGUCUCGGAUGAUUCUCAGUUGACCAUCGAGAACUUUGGUGGAUCUCAGGAUAACUUACAUAACUUCGGUAGAAAUCCGGACAAAGAGGUCGGAGCUCACAUAGGAAAACGUAGCACCACAGAGCCCACGUUACCCGCAAGAUCCAGCGUUCAGGAUGUAUACGGUAGCGGUGUUCAGCACAUACUUUCUGAUAAUGGAUACGGGAACGAAGAACCAGCGAAACUGAGAAGGCAAACUUCCAACUCCAGCUUGGACAACGUCGCGCUCAAGCAGAUUUUACAUUCCAGUGAUAACGAUAAUUCGGAAGGAGACACGUCCAAGUUGGCGAGCUUCGCGAAUCUAAGUAGACAAAGCUCGGAUAAGGGGAUCAAUCUGACGUAUACGGAACAGGAACGCGAGGAUAUCACAUCAAAAUCGAAUCUUUCGAACAAAAAACACGGCCAAACGAACGGUAACGGGAAUGGGGAAAAGAAAACGACGUUUGCCACCUUACCAAACACAACGACAUGGCAACAGCAGAGUAAUCAACAGUCUCAGCAGGCGGAACAACACUCUGUUGAUGAAAACGGUGGUAACACGAUUAUGGCAUCGCAACUGAAUAACAUUAGAUUGAAGCUGGAGGAGAAACGGCGUCACAUAGAGAACGAGAAGAGGAGAAUGGAGGUUGUCAUGUCGAAACAACGUCAAAAAGUGGGGAAAGCUGCGUUCUUGCAAGCUGUCACCAAGCUGUACUUGGUGGGUAAGGUUAAAUCUCCUUCUUCGUCAACGUCUGGGGGGGACAGUCCGGCUGAAAUUGGUCCCCCCACUCCUGUAACCUCCGGAUCUUCGGGGGAUACCCCGACAAGUGUUUCCGAGACGACCCUCGUAACCCAACAACCCUCUCAAGAAAAACCACAGAGACCCUUCUCGCUCAAGGAAAUUAGCGAAGAUGUUCGGGAUGUUGAACACAAAUGGUUGGAACAUGAUGGUAGUGCACCAUUUAUUGAAACAAGACGUACUCCAGAUAUUGAGAAUAUGGAUCUUGAGCAAUAUCAUCAAUCAAUCUCACAAAUGAAUAACAGCCUUAGUGAAAUACAAGCUGAUAUACAACGUUUAGCAAAUCAACAGAACCAGAUACAACAGCAACAUUUAAUGACCCAACAUCAACAACAAAUGCAACAGCAGCUGCAACAGUUACAAAGUCUUAGUCAGCAACAUUUGCAGAGUUUUGGAAUAGCACCAAUAAAUCCAUUAACAUCUAAACUUCAAGAUUCUCAACAGCAAUCUCAGUUCUACUUACAUGAUCAACCACAGCUGCAAAGACGAAUGUGGGGUCAACCACCUCCUACUCAAAGUUUAGCAAAUGAAAUGGCUGCGGUUGGUUACCAGCAACCUAUGGAUCCACGAUACGGCACUCAACCAACAACUUAUCAACAAGAUAUGCGCUUAUAUCAAGAUACACGAAAUUGGGGAACCCAUCCACCUCAACAGAAAGGAUUUGUUUUGCACGAUACUCCUCAGGAACCAAGGUACCUUAACGGUGGGGAUCAUAGUCUUUGUAAUAAUCAAAUGAGUCACCCUGGUUCUACAUAUCCAUCAUCUGCAUCUAUCUUCAAUCAAACUCCACCAUCUUCUGCUAGUCCACAACAUCGUAAUGCUGUUCAUCGAAUAAGUCAGUUAAUGAGUGAAAGUCCUGAACCAAAAAGGCCAACUGUGCAUCAUAUACCAAUUAAGUGUGAAAGUCCUACAGAAAAGAGGCAAGUUACUGCGUUACAUGCCCCCGUUCCAGCUCCGCCCGUUGAUGACAUGAAACCUCAAAAUAUAUCAUUUAUCGGAAAUGAUGAUGAGCUUACACAAGGUAUAAGAGGUUUACACAUUACGUCUGGCAGCCGUACAUAUAGAAUUCCAUCACCAACUAGACCUUCGAUAUCACGUAAUUCAUUUCAACCUCACCCAUCAUUAAGAGAAGCCACACCAUCCCCAUCAGGUACGCCAGAGGUGACACCUCUCGAUCCAACGGAUGCUGGUGAAAAAGGAUUUUACAUUUGCUUCGAUAACGAUGCACCGAAAAAACCAAAACCAACUCUUAGAGUGAAAAGAACAUCACCUAAAAAGGAAAGAAGCGUAUCGUCUUAUGUUGAUAAUGAAGACUUUAUGGUACGUCCUGAAUCUCCAUCUGUGAGUGCUGUUGAUAGGCAACAGAAACAACUGGAAACUCAUCGAGAUUUCGAUCGGGAAAAGCAACGUCAAGCGGAUGAAAGGGAAUUUCAGCGACAAGAAAUGCGAGAUAGGGAAUUACAAAGAGAAGUGGAAAGAGAAAAACAAAGAGAACGACGUGAGACUAGUGCGGAAGGUCGACAAUCUGGAGUUGGCUUGAUAAUCGGAAAUCAACUUGCAAAUCCUGAUCCAAAUUCUUUGGAUGAAAUGGAGCGAAAGAAGGAACGUAUAAUGUUGCUGUCACUACAAAGAAGACAACAACAAGAAGAAAUGAAAGAGAGAAAAGAGGCAGAAGCUCAAGCGCGUCGAGAACAAGAGAAAUUAAAAGCAGAGGAGAGAGCUCGUAAAAAGGAAGAGGAAAGGCAACGAAGAGCGGCUAUUUUAGAACAGCAUAAAGUAAAGAAGGCGAUAGAAGAAGCGGAAAGAGAAGGAAAAGUAAUCGAUAAAGAGCUUCUAAAUGCAAUAAAACCAACAAAAUUGCGUAAUAAGACUGCUACAACCCGACCACGGCCCAAGACAAUUCAUGUGGAUGCUGGUGCGGAUUUGGAUUCUGGAGCUCUCACGCCUAGUCGAGGGAAAAAGGGUUCUUCUUCUAAUUUAAGUACAGCGUCGCUGACCUCCCCGACGAUGAGGCGAGACUACUACCGAGGUUCGCAGGACAGUCUCACUGCUGCCCAUUUCGAUGAACGACGUUCCGGCCCUCUUUAUCGGGGCGGCAGUCUCAGGGUAUCUUCCGUAGAUUCACCCGACGACGGUAGAGGUUCUUCCCCUUGCCGAAGUAUGAAUCAACUUGGUCGACGUGGUUCCUACAAAACGUCCAGAGAUGUGCAGGAGCCUCAGCAACAGGUUAGAGGCAGGCCUAAAUACCCGAGUUACCAAAACUUUAAGGGGAGAAAGUCUAAUUCCUUGAUGAAUUUGUGUGGUCCGAGUAGUGAUCAAGACGGUAUGAUGUGUCGAUACACAGAUACGGACAGCGGCCUGGGCAGAGCAACACCACCGAGAAGAGCACCGAGUCCUGGCAUGGGUAGCAUGAGGCAUCUUCCAUCACCAUCGGGUCCUGGCUCUCUACCUCCUGGUUUGAUGACUAAGAGACGAGUGUUUGAUGAUGGUAGCAGUGACAUCAGUAGCACGCCAAGUUCAAUGAUGGACUACAAUGGUCCAAGGCUGUACAAACAGCCAACGACUAAGUCGAAUCGUGGAAUAAUGUUGAACGCCGUGGAAUACUGUGUAUUUCCUGGUACGGUAAACAAAGAAGCGAAAAGAAGAGUUUUAGACGAGAUUGCAAGAUCGGAAAGCAAGCACUUCCUUAUUUUAUUUCGAGAUGCUGGCUGCCAAUUCCGGGCUCUUUAUUCGUACUGCCCUGAUAGAGAAGAAGUAUCUAAAUUGUACGGUACUGGACCGAAACAAGUUACUGAUAAAAUGUUCGACAAAUUUUUCAAAUACAAUUCGGGAGGAAAAUGCUUUUCACAAGUUCACACGAAGCAUCUGACCGUAACCAUAGAUGCCUUUACGAUACACAAUAGCCUUUGGCAGGGCAAGAAGGUGAAUUUGCCGAACAAGAAAGACAUGCCUCUCGUCAUAUAGUUUUACACAAGUGUCACACUUAACAUUAAUGCUACUAUACCCUCUGUUGUUCAUAGUUACUAUUUUAAUACAGGCCCAUAUUAAAUUAAUGCAAACGUUGCGUUCUUAGUCAAUUUUAUAAAAGGCAAAUGAUUGAUGCUGAUUCGUACAGAGACGAAUGUGCAAUCUUCAUUCGAGCGUUUGCGCGAUUGCACGCUAUACUUAAACGGCGUAUUGUUACCCUAAUUACAUCAUUUCUUUUUGUCAUUUGUUCUCUUUUUGUUUUUUUUGUUUUGUUUUAUUUCGUUUGUAAGUUAACAUUGGCAUCAAUCACUGUGUCGUAAGAUUUACCAAUUAUCUAUUAAUAGGAAUGGUUUGUUGUCAGUAUCUAAUACCUUUGCGGACUAACUUUCGACUUGUAAGCUGCUGUGUUGUAAAUGAAACAUGUGACUGAUGUUGAAAAGGUAUUAAUUUUUUUUUUCUUUUAAUAAUCGUUUUCUUCGCUAAGAGAGGCAGGGCUUUCAUAAAUGUCAUGUAAAACGAAUGUUUUGUCUUUGUAUUGCAUAAAGUAAUUCGCACAUGUUUCCUCGUUACGCGUUAAUUAAAAAUUCUUAAUUGUCAUUAUUCUUAUUCUUCAUAUUAUUAUAAUAGCACUUUUACAGAUUGCUAAACAUAAAUGGAGGAUCAUUAAUUUGAAUCUAUUUACUGACAAAAAUUUUCAAUGUAAUCUUUCUAUUUAGUAUUUAAAAAACCGGAACAAUAAGUGCUUUUUUUGUACAAUAUUGAGCACGGUAGGUCUCCCUAGAGAAGGUCAGAAACCCGACAACCCGUGGGGCCUAUGGGGAAUGGGAGGCAUCGUCAUUUUCUUUGGGGAAUCCUGCCAUGUUCGGUACUGUACAAAAGCUGAGUUUUUAUUAUUAUGAGUUUAAUGUGAAAAUGGUUUUUAUCAAAUGAUUUAGACCUUUAACUGGGCCAGGUUUUAAAUUUUCAUUCUCUCGUGUCUAAUAAAACAAAAAUUAAUAAUAUCGUAUAUUUUUCUUCGAAUUAAAGUAUAAUAAUAUUGUUUAAAUACAUAGUCUUUCAGUGUUUUGUCCAAAAUUUCUUCGUUCGUUAUGUCUUUACAAAAUUUCUUUCUUUUGCAUGCACCUUUGUCAUCUUUUAAACCGAAUUAAUGAUUCCUCAUUAAGUAUUGAGAUUUGCAGCUGUUGACGGUUGCAGCAACGUUCGUAGGUGUAAUUCAUUCUUUAACCAGAAGCGUGUAAGAACCAGCUCACGGACUAAAAAGUAAAAAUUGUGGAUUUGUAAAUAAAUAAGUUGAUUCUGAUUAGUGAAAGAGAAUACCAAAUCAGCCUUAAGAUCGAUCUGAAUGCAAUCGAUGAUGUGCAAGGAUUUCCUUUACGGUGUAGGUAACACACUAUAAUUUAUAUAAUGUCGCAUUGAUUUUUAAAUUCUAAAGCGAAUUUUGUGAAGUGUGUUAGGUAUAUAGUGUCCUAGUAAAAGUAAGAAAAAUACUGUUGUACAAACAUUGGCUCAAUUAUGUUUCAUUAAAAAGUUAUAAUGAAAAUAUGGAAUGACAAGGGACUUGUUCUUCAUAAAUAAAGUUCUACCCCAUUACAAUUUCUUAACAAAACAUAAGCUUAUGUUUAUGCAACAUUCUUUUUCUUAUUUCUAUUUGUAAAACAUAUUGGGACACAGGGGAGAGUAUGAAAACCUGUACCAAAAGUAAAUUCGUUCUCUAAGAAGAAUUUUGGUAAUUGAUAAGUGUUAUUCAUGUGUGAAAAAUGGCUAAAGAAACUGAGAUUUUCGAUCGUGUGCUCUCUUAUUUCUUCUAUUAUACUUUCUUACGCGCAAUGUAUACUUAUUUUGUAUGAUCUAUCAGAUAGUAUGAACUCCAGAAUUUUGUAAGAGGAAGGCAGAGAAUGGCAAAAAGUACCCAUAACAACAAACUCGAUGCGUGCACAGAUUUUGAAAGAAAUUUCAUAUUUAUUUGAAUUUCCUAGGCCUAAACGAUUUUUAAUACAACAGCCCAUAGUCUGCGUUUCUCGUGAACGAGUUAACAAUUUAUUUAUAAACAUCGUAGCGUAUGGAAAAUUUUAACGAAGCGGAUUAAAGUUUAAAUCGUUCGUGAGUUGAUUGAUCGUCCCUUUUUACGAGUUUUAUCGACAUUAUACAGGGUGUUUCAAAGAAAAUACUUAAAAUUUUUCAACUUUGAUUCGAUUACAUUUAAAAUAGCCAAUGAAGCUAACUUUCAAUCUAAAUUUUUUAUUCUGUUUUUUUCUUAUUUAGAAACGCUCUGUAUGUAUCCUUUGUUCUCCAGCUGGCAAUUGUUCUCUUUAUUUAGUAUGGUUUGUGUCAUUUCCUAAUGGAACGUGUCAGUCCAAUUUCCAGCGAAACGUAACACGCGCCUCUCGUAUUGUACAUGAUGACUAAUUAGCAUAAUAAUGUUAACGGGAAGAACUAUUUAUUGUGCCAUAAAUUACAAUGUCCGCCUUUCGUGUGGGACUGGCACUGACCCUUCCACUUCGACGAUUCAAUUUUUCUUUCUUUUUCUGUUUCUUUUUUUUAACGCGUAUUACAGCAAUUCGUUUAUCGUAAUAUACCGAUAGAAGGAAUGAAUAGAAAAUAGAUAGAGAUAUAAAAUACGAUUUUGUACAGAAUUAUGGAGGGUCUAUAUUCAAUUAAAGAAUUUUCCUUUCGUUUUUGCUUAAGUUAUAUUUAAUGUAUCUAUUAUAGAAUUUAUUAACCUUUUGUGGUUAAUUUAAUUUAAUUUAAUGCGCUCUGACUACUGCCGCAAAUACUUUAGGAUGCAAAGUAAUAGAAAUUUAAGAAACUUACCUUAGAAUUUUCCUUUCUGGGGCUUUCAAAGUUUACUGAUACUUCAGGCAAUAAAAUUUAAGUAUAGGAAGCACAUUUCUACCACAAAGGGUUAAUUUUACAUUAAUUAGGUAUUUGUACAUGUUCCAAGAAUUUUUGAAAAUACCGGGAAAUCAGUUAUUUACAAUAAGACCCCCUGUAUUCUAUGAUGGCAUACCACAACUGGACCGUAUUAUUAUUAAUUAUUAAGUAAUUACGCAACAUAUCGAAAUUCAUGUUCAUAAUGAUUAAUCGCGAACGAAAAUAUAUUUUUAAUUCGCAACGAUACACUUGGUUCGAUUGUCCCAAGAUUUAUUUUGAAAGUCUCCGGUAAAGAAGAGACUUAAAAAAGAAAAUUAUUAGAAUGAAAAAUCCGUCGAUUGUAGUAUCCAAAGAAAUUCAUUAUUCUAUUCUCGUCUAAUUGUAAAUCUAUUUGCGUACUGUCGUAAAAAAAUGAUGAAUAGAGAUGAAAAAAAAAAAAUAAAUAAAUAAAACGUUUGCGAGCUUCAGACUCCGAAGAUAGUCCGACUUGACAAUAUUGAACACGAAGUAAAAGUAAAUUAAACGCCAUAAGUUGAAGUUGUAAAGAAUGGAAGCGCAAGUCGUAGACAAAGUCUACGAUGACAACUAUAAACGAACGAUGAAGAUUAUGAUAAACGAUAUUUAUAUAGUAGUCACUAAUCUUAAGAAUCAACAAGAGGAUCGGCUUGCGGAUGAAAGGGAUUGAAAUAUUCUAAGAAAGUUACGAAUAAUAGUAAGAGAAGUUUCAGAGAGAAGGAUACGUAAGAAUUGUAGCUGAAAGGAUGAAGUAAUUGGCGCUUGUGCUUGAUAUUUAUAUUUUUCGAAGCAGAGAAAUAUUAUUAGUGAGCUGUUGGUAACCGGCGCGAUAAAACGAAAAAUUGAAACACGGAGAUUAAAAAAAAAAACACGAAUAC
Molecule: messenger RNA, 10282 nt
Organism: Osmia lignaria (orchard mason bee)
Lineage: Eukaryota; Metazoa; Arthropoda; Insecta; Hymenoptera; Megachilidae
Gene: Patronin
Product: calmodulin-regulated spectrin-associated protein patronin
Biological process (GO): cytoplasmic microtubule organization; neuron projection development; negative regulation of microtubule depolymerization
Cellular component (GO): microtubule minus-end
Molecular function (GO): spectrin binding; calmodulin binding; microtubule minus-end binding
Source: RefSeq, a predicted model, not a curated record